Labrus bergylta (ballan wrasse) is the source of this 4295-nucleotide messenger RNA. The record is from RefSeq and is a predicted model, not a curated record. Lineage: Eukaryota; Metazoa; Chordata; Actinopteri; Labriformes; Labridae.
UGUACACCUGAGGAAAGCCGCUCCUUUCUCAGUACACUCCAGGAGACGAGGCAGAAAAAUAGAGCUGAACCUCUAACGUCUUUAAUAUUUAGCAGCAAAUGCUACAUUGAUUUUGGCUUUGUUUAGAAGGAUUCGGGAGGUUAGGGAGUUAACUUGUUUUUUUGUUUUGUUUUGUUUUGUUCUUAGUAGGUUUCAAUAUUUCAUUGCUGUUGUUUAUUAUUUUUAACUUUCAAACUUGUAACUUGGCUGCAGCACUGUGGGAUUUUAAUAUUUUGGUGACCGGCAUACCCGAUGAAGAUGUGGUCUAUGAGAGUCAUCAUCCUCCUCCUGUUCUGCUAUUCUUGCCUGUCGACAGACAAUCAGAAUCAGAAAGUAUAUUUUAAAUCCAUGAACUUCAACAACGUUCUCCACUGGGUUCCAGUUGAGCCAACCUUCCCUGGCCAAAAGGUCCUCUAUAGUGUCAAGUACUGGAGUGAUGCCAAAGAAGACCAACCAUAUCAGAUGAAAGUGGAUUGUCAGAACAUAACUGCUCUGUCCUGUGACCUGACUGCCGAGACCCCAUCAGUUUAUGAUGUUCACUACCGGGCUCAGGUCUGUGUUAACGGCAGUGUUCAUGGUCGCACCACCAGUUUUAAACCUCUAGCACGCACUACACUUGGUCCACCAAGCCUGUCCAUUUAUACAACGGCGUCAUCCUUGCAUGUUGAAGUCUCCCUGCCCUUGGGACCCAAUGGAGUCUCUGUCGCAGACAUCAUCACCAGAAACAAAACAUGGCCAUCUGGCUCUGCUAUUUCUUAUGUCAUAAACAUCACCAGUCCAAAGUGGGCUGCAAAGGUCAAUCAAUCCAGUACUGGACGCUUCGUCAUCAACUUGAAGAACAACCAAACAAAGUACUGUGGCUAUGUAGUCUACAUGCCUUCUGCAGAAUGGGGUCGUUCAAAGAGUGAAAACGCCUCCUUCUGUACCAAACUGCAAAGUAAUCAUCUGAAGAUUUUGCCAUGGUUGCUUGUGAGUGCUGCUCUUCUACUAGCUGUGGUCAUCAUUUCCAUUGUGUCUAUUUGCUACUACAUGAGGGGUGGAAAGGAAAAGAAAAUGCCAAAGCCAUUGGAGACCCCUUUUAACACCCAACAUAGAACAAUGGACAUUCUAGAUGGGAAUCGCCACAUUUCUAAAGUAAACUUCAACAGUCAAGGUGAACCAACAGUUUAUGCAACCAUACAAGUGAAGCCAAAUCUGUCAGCAGUUGAAGCAGGAGGUUAUUCUCCCCAAGACACCUGGCAAGACAGAGACAACUCCUCUGAGGGCACAGGUGCACAAAGCCCAACCUCAAAUCAAGAGGACACAAGUGCCCAGUCCUCAGAAAUUUACAGUGUUGUGGCAGUCCAUGUCCCUGCUGAAGAGAAUCAAGAUGGUCAGCAGGGUGCCACUAAAGAAAGACAAACUGGGAACUUACCAUUUCCUUCCAGCAGAGCAGACUGGGAAAAAGGUGGAAAUGAUCCAGAGCUUACCACACCUGAGCUGGACUCCAUUGAGAGCAAUGCAGCCAUGCCACUGCUGUUGCAUACAGUUCGGGAUUCUAACGGACAACUAAUGUUGCCUUCUCUCGCUUUCCAGAGCACCACUGCUGGCGGGGAAAUAAAACCCCUUUUAUCUGACCUCAUAGACGCCAAUAAAGAGGGGCCAUUGUUGGCUUCCUUUCAGAGCUUCGACAGCUCAGAGUGGUCUGACUCAGGGUGUGGUGAUAGCACUGUAAACACACCAACCCAUCCGUACUGUAACACCACCAAUUACUGCCCAUCUCAGCCAGUUGUUUCUUACUUGCAACAGGGAUGUCAGAACACACCAUCUGGUGAUGCAACAUUUGAAUCAGGUUACAAACAAAACUGGAUGCCAACAACCCUUCUUGGGAUUUUAUCCAAAGACAGUUGUGGAUACAGAAGGACGGAGAAGCUUUGGCCAUGGGCUGGUUCUACAACGGAGGAGGAAGAGAGAGAAGAUGAGGAAACAAGAGAAAUUCAUCUUGGAGCUUGGGGAAUACGAAUUCAAGAAUAACUUACAUUUAAUGACCUUUAACAUGCUUUCAUUCAACUGGGUCCUCAAGUGAGAAUAUGAAUGUUUCAUUGCAGAAACUUUUUCAAAGAAAAGGUUGAGGAGGAAGUUAAUGGGGGCAGCUGGUUUGGUGACAUUAUAGAUCUCCUGCAGAUGAAUGACUUUUCUGUCUGCUAGGUGACUGAAGAUGCAGAGACUGUUAAAACUGUCUUUUAACCUGAGAAUUGAUUUUCUAUGUCUUACAUGUAAUUUAACAAUCAACAAACAAUAACAAGCUUUGAGCUUAUUUAAUUCAAAAUGGGAUGUACUUGGCUUAGCUGAAAAUGUUGUUUUAUUUAUAAACCCACCGUUGAAUAGUGUCAGUGAUGAAGUGCAGGGUAUACUCUGGUAUAUGGUGUGUACCCACUUAUUUUUCAAUCUUCAUUGCGUAUACCCACGUCUCAAUUUCUCCUGAUGUGUGUUCCAUAUUUUUCCAUAGUUGUCUAAGGCAUGACCAGCCCAACUCUGUCUCCAAUUGGCUAGCCCUAUUUGUAGCAUUUAUUGGUUGGUUGGGUAAGAAUAUCAUGGUAAGCCAAUUAAAGGCAGAGUAGUGCAUGCCAUACUUUUGUUGAAAAGAAACCUUAAUUCAGCACAAUAACUAACCAGUAGAGUUGGGAGGCGUGACUCUACCUGAUUUGAUUGCUUUCAGUGGGCUCGCACAACAUGGCAAAGAAAAUGUCACCUGUGGUCUACAUGCCUGCCCUGUUAGAAAGCAAAUGGAAACCAAGGGUAGUCUGAGUCUAACCAUGCAAUUGCACGGGUUUGACAGCGAACUGGGAUGAGGCUUAUUAGGCACAGCUACCUCUGUGAAAAUAGUUGCACACGUGUUCAUAUAGCAUCAACGUGAAUAAUUCCAGGAUGUAAAGGCUGUCCCUGUCCUCUCUACUAGAUGAGCAUCUCAGCUAGAAUGUGUAGUUCAGCCUACGCUACACAUGCACUGUAGGAUUCAGACUGAAAGAGUGUAUUACUAAACGCCCAUCUUUUAAAUAUGCAAGAGAAUACACACUUAUCCCUGUUUAUAACAGAGGCCCUUCAUCUUUUGCUGGACGGGAAACUUGAAUAAAAUAAAAAAAACAUUUGGGGCAUAAUUAAGAGUAUAACCACUUCUCCAGGCACCACUACACCACUAAAAAAUGUUAAUAAUAAGUGGUGAUGAUUAGACUCUACUUUUAAAGAUAUAAUUUAAUGUAUAUGUUUUCAGUCCUUGUUUACAUUUCAAGAUAUUAUUUAACUAAAAAAACACCUCUUUACAUUAAUAUUUAUUUAAAACUUUGCUGAAUUGUGAGAGGCUGAUUGCAAAGUCUUUUAUUACUUUUAUAAUUUCUUAUGGAUUUAAACAUUAAUGUCGUCCGUUUAUGGUUCUGAUUUUUUACAUUUGAUUGUAUUUUUUUAACUAGUACAUGACAUUGAAAGUGUCAAACAUUACCUGAAAUCAAUGUGUUUUUGUUGUUGUAACAAUAGUCUAAAGUUGUGUUAUGUUGUAACGUAAGCUGUUCGAACUUGGUUUGAUUUUAAACCUAUCUGAGACCUCAGAGUUUAGAGUUGAAUUUUACUUAGCUGACUUUUUGAAAAAUGAAGAAUGACAUAUGAAGCUUCAGGUAGAAAGAUGCUUCUUGCUUACCCAAAAUGAAAACGCAGUCAGCGUCAGCUUUAUGGAUUAGAUGCGAUUCUAUUUGAAAAUAAACUCAAUGAUGCAGCUCAGCACCUUUAACACGUUGUUUUUUUACACGCCAGGAUAAAAUGGCCGAUAAUAAAAAAAGGAACAUUCCUUUUUCCAUACUGUCUAAGAUAUCUUGGUGUUAUAUGUGUUGUAAGGAAUACAUAUGAUUGACUGAAUAUGUACAUAUAGCAGGAUGUUUAAUAUUUCUCUGAACCACAGGGGUCAUGAACUCAUUUGUUUCUUCUCAUCGUUUGCUGUUCUUACCAGGGGAAGAAACUAUACAGUGUGGAAAUAUAUAUUAGAAGGUGGGGUCAUGUUUCACCCUCAGCCACACUGAUAUAAGCCGGGUUUUUAAUAGUCUCAGGACGACCUUUUAUGGUCGGUUGUAAAGUUAUAACGUCAGGUGUAUUGAAACAAAGCAAUGUGAAUGACAUAUGGACACAUUGUAAAGCAUUGUGAAGAAGUGUUGUGUUCAUCUCUGUGGUUUACAAAGUGUCUGCAGAGUGAAUGUAAAUGGUAAUGUACAUAAUAAACUUUCAGAACUAUG